Rhodotorula graminis WP1 is the source of this 1413-nucleotide messenger RNA. Its product is annotated as glycoside hydrolase family 18 protein. The record is from RefSeq and is a predicted model, not a curated record. Gene Ontology annotation, biological process: chitin catabolic process; carbohydrate metabolic process. NCBI's taxonomy places the organism in Eukaryota, Fungi, Basidiomycota, Microbotryomycetes, Sporidiobolales, Sporidiobolaceae. The transcript has 10 exons. Gene Ontology annotation, cellular component: extracellular region. The coding region runs from base 1 to 1413 and encodes 470 amino acids. Gene Ontology annotation, molecular function: chitin binding; chitinase activity.
AUGCCAGCGCAGGAAUCACAGCACCACCACACCCGAUACCCGCACCACUCGACCCACCCAAAGCGCACCUGCGCCCUCCCGCUCCUCGUCGUCUCGCUCAUCACCGCCGUCCUCCUCGCCCUCGACCCGCCCCUGAGCCUGUUCCGCCAGUCGAGCCGCGCACCACACUCGCCAAUGGCACAAACCAUGUCCACCACCUCUGUCCCUCGCCCUGCCGGCAAAGUCUCAGUCGGCUACUUUGUCAACUGGGGCAUCUAUGCGCGCGCCUUCAAGCCCGAGCACAUCCCCGUCGACGACCUCACCCACAUCCUCUACUCGUUCGCCGAGGUCAAGGAGGACGGUGAGGUCAAGCUCACCGACGCCUGGUCCGACGAGCAGAUCCACUACGGCUCCGACUCGUGGAACGACCCGGGCGGGCCCAACCUGUACGGCAACCUCAAGCAGCUGUACCUCCUCAAGCAGCGCCACCGCUCGCUCAAGGUCCUCCUCUCGAUCGGCGGCUGGACCUACUCGGAACACGGCCGGUUCGCGCGCCCAAUCUCGACCCCGGCAGGUCGCGCCCGCUUUGUCGAGACGGCCGUCGCGCUCGUCGGCGACUACGGCCUCGACGGCCUCGACGUCGACUUUGAGUACCCGCAGGACGACGCCCAGGCGCGCGACUAUGUCGAGCUCCUGAGGGGCUUGAGGCACGGCCUCGACGAGCUGCAGCACCGCCUCGGCAUGGCGCCGCCGCACGGGUUCGAGCUCACGGUCGCAGCGCCCUGUGGACCGAGCAACUUUGAGAAGCUGCGCGUGCGCGAGAUGAACCAGUACCUCUCGUUCUGGAACCUCAUGGCCUACGACUACGCCGGCUCGUGGGACUCGGUCGCCGGCCACCAGGCGUCCAUCUUUGGCGCGACGCCCCACGCCCUCUCGACCGACCGCGCGAUCCGGUUCUUCACCGACCCGGCCAAGGGCGGCGUCAGGCCCGACAAGCUCGUCCUCGGCAUCCCGCUCUACGGCCGCUCGUUCACCGACACCGACGGCCCGGGCACGCCUUUCCAGGGCAUCGGCGCUGGCUCAUGGGAAGCAGGCUCGUACGACUACAAGGCGUUGCCUCUCGCCGGCUCGCACGAGUCGUUCGACCCCAAGCUCGUCGCCGCCAGCUGCUACGACCCGGCCAAGCGCGAGUGGGUCUCGUACGACUCGGUCGAGAGCGCGCGAGCCAAAGCCGAGUUCAUCAGCGUCAACGGCCUCGGCGGCGCCAUGUACUGGGAGCUGUCGGGCGACCGCCCGGCCGCGUCGGGCGCGUCGCUCGUCCGCGUCGUGCGCGAGCGCAUCGAGCGCACGCGCGAGGGCAUGGACAAGAGGCACAACUGGCUCGCGUACACGGGCAGCAGGUGGGAGAACUUGCGCAACGGCAUGAGGGCGUGA